Messenger RNA from Dermochelys coriacea (leatherback sea turtle), 5244 nucleotides. Its product is annotated as methyltransferase-like protein 7A. The coding region runs from base 4485 to 5225 and encodes 246 amino acids. The transcript has 2 exons. NCBI's taxonomy places the organism in Eukaryota, Metazoa, Chordata, Testudines, Dermochelyidae. Gene Ontology annotation, molecular function: S-adenosylmethionine-dependent methyltransferase activity. The record is from RefSeq and is a predicted model, not a curated record.
UCUGGGAUUGGAAGAACCUUUUCUUUUAUAUGAUAAGAUUUUCAGUAAUCAUCAUAUCUGACAGGUGUGUCUGGAUGGAGGCCUGCGGCUGGGCACUUUAAGGGAACUGCAUUAUUUAGACUUCUGAUCAACCAAUGAGGUAAUAUAGAAGUUGUUUUGUGCUGGCUUGGUAAAUCUAAGUAUUGUAAUAUUCACCAGCUUUUGGGGUUUGUCUGCCCCAUUCUGUUUGCAGUUCACUCUAAUUGAGUGACCUCAGCGGGCUCCCAUGGGCAGCAUUCUCAGGCAGCCACACUUCUUGAGGUUCAGAUACACAGGAGAGAUGAGCUUGUAGUUGCCAAAAGUCCUUUUAGAAAUAGUCCACAGGUUAUAGUCCAAUGUCCAUAUUCAGGGUGACUCCAGUCAGUGACUGGGGAUCUCAAUCCUUAUGGCUUAAGGUUUCCCCCUCUUGAAACCCAAAGCUGAGAUGAAGGAGGAUGGUGUCCCAAGGUUUUUACAAAUUUCCAGCAGCCUUUUGGCCUGAGAAAACAAUAAGCUUAACCUUCCUUCUCCCAUACAUCAUGGCAAUUAGCAUAGGGUAAUUUAUUCAUUAAACAGUUCAGAUACAGGUUACCACAACCUUCAAAGAGACAUAUCGACAAUAAUACUAUUCCACUUAAAUGUCUUCCUAUAUAUUAAUACUCCUUUUUUGACCUUUGAAUCAAAGCCAUAGCAAUAGACAAGACUUGUUUGCUUACAUCACAAGACCUGAGCAAACAUCUAUCCUUCUAUCUCUAACAAUGCAGGCUUGCAUUUCAAAGCUCUAUUCAUUUACAUAUCUUCCUAACCAGUCUCUAAAGUUGGGCCAUGAGUCAGGUCAGUCUGUGAGUUAAUUAAUUCUUUCUGGCCCUGUUUCACCUUUCAAUGAGAUAUUCUAUUACACUCAUAACUUCACAGCAUGAUUGUAAAACACCAGGUUACAGACAUGUAAUUGAAGGCCUUGUGUGACAGGCCCGCCUUUAUUAGUAGCAAUGAGGCACCAAGUGCCAUUUUGUAUUGAUUUAUCUUUUAGAGCAGACCAACAGUUACAGGAAAACAAAGUUCAAACUUAAAAGUCUAUAUGAAAGCAUGGUGUAUAUGUGUUACUUGCUCUGUAAAAGCCAUCCUGAAUUGACACACAGCCCUUCCGCCCAGGAGAGAAGCUGCUUACAUUUAAAGAGAAGGGCAUUGAAAAUGGAAUCACAAAAUCUAGUUCACAGCUAUAUUGCUACAUACACCACAAAAACAAAAUCUUCCCCCUUUUCCUCUUGUUCCAUUUACUGGUUACACCAGUCCCCUUCAUGGAGGUGAGCAUGAUGGAACUGACUUGGUGCAAAAUCAGGCAGCUACAUAUACAAUAUACUGAAAAUAUAUUUUUUUGGGUAAAAUGAUUUCUCCCAGGAGACCUAAUCAGAUUUAAUUGGUUAUGCUGGAUGCUGUGGUAUCACUGCUAGAGGAAAAGCCCUGCCACUGCUUCCCCACCCGCCGGACAGGCAGAAAGAUCUCCAUUUACAGCAUGGCCUCCCUGCAUCUACUUAAGAGACUUGACAACUAAAGUGUUGUGAAAUCAGGGCAAUGAUCUGAUUUUCUACCUCCCAGAAACCAAAAGUUGGCUUCUUGCAGCCUGCAUGUUAAUAAUUUGAUGUUCUCAUGGAAGUGAAAAGACUCUGCUUACGUAGUAAGUCUUCAUACUGAAGGAUUCUGUAAAACCCAUAUUAACAAAAUCCAUAGCAUCUUAAAACAGUCUAAACUGUCUCCUGGAUCAUAUGAUUAGCCAUCUACAAAAAACAACCAACCCUCUGUGUAUGGAAAUGUAAGUUACCCUGAAUUCUCAUUUAUUUGUCUGUGCAGCUCCAGGCUGUAUCUUGUUUCAUUGUAGUCUAAAGUCAAGGAAGAGUAAGAAAGGCUAUGAUUGCUACAUAAGAUAAACAGGAACCUGUUUUAGUCCAAAGUGUGUGUGUGAACAGUACCAAGUUUCAAUAAAUAAUAUUCAGGCUGCUGGCAUGUGACAUAAAUACUGGAUUUUGACUCAUACUGAGGGAAACUGUUCCAAGAGCUGCUUAAAUAAAUGUCUGCAUAUACAUGCCAAAAUUGGUCUCUGCUCAUGAGUUGUUUUAAAAGGGGAAAAUGUUGAGACAGUGUGACCUACCAGUUAACAGAAAGCACUAAGAGCUAGGACUCCUGAAUUCUUUGAGCUCUGCACUGAUUCAUUGCAAGACCUUAAGCCCAGGCACUUCACUUCGCUAUACCAUCAUUAGUCCAUCUAUAUACCUCCCUCCUGGGCACUGAGAGAAUGAGCUAGUUAAUAAAGCAGCAAAGAGUCCUGUGGCACCUUAUAGACUAACAGACGUAUUGGAACAUAAGCUUUUGUGGGUGAAUACCCACUUUGUCAGAUGCAUGGUUAAUGAAGUGCUUUGAAAAAACUGCAACCUACUAAAAAUAACAUCCGUUUCCAUGCAGGGACAGGUCAUGCUUGAUUUUGGGGGGAAGCAGCAAUAUAUUUUAUAGUUUAAGGGGUUGGGAUAGCAUCUCCUGUAGAACACAAAUGGAGCCAAGAAAUUUGCAUUAGGUCAUUAUCACAAUAGCUGCCUCAAGCUGGACUCCUUUGAUGUGGGGCAAGUACAUUUUGACACAGCUCCAUGACUACAGUUUGUAAGAAAUGCAAAAGAGCAACAGAAUUCCCCCAACAUCUAACAUGACUAUUUCUUCCACACCACUGUUAGCUUGGUCAGGUCCAAACUCUCCUCUCUGCUGACAGCAAUGCUGCUAAUUAUGCUCCUACAGCAGUUCCUUGCCCUGCUUGUAUAUCUGCUUUUGUUCCUGAGACUGAGACACCUCAUCUCCAGCAAGAAGAUAUUUUUCCCACCUGUCAUGGAAAGAUUCACCAUAAUUUACAACAGAAAGACCUCGGACCAGAAAGAGGAGCUCGAGUAGCUCGCAGGAGUUUACAAACACCACAGAGGAGCUGGUGCUGCUGGAUAUCAGUUGUGGCAUUGGAGCCAACUUCCAGUUCUACCUGUUGACACCGAGUGACCUGCACAGACCCCAACUUUGGGAAGUUUCUUUUCAGGAAAAUCGCUGAGAAUCAGUACCUCCAAACUGAGAUUUUGUGGUAGCCCAAGUUCUCUGCUGAAUCCUGGUGCAAUGCUUGAUGCAGAGUAUAGAGAAGGGGUGGAAUCCACAAAGGAACUCAGGUGCCUAAACCUAGAGUUUAGGAACCUUAGUUCCAGUUUUGGCUCCACUGUGAUCCACAAAACUCUUCCCAAACCCUGUGAAAGCCUGGCUUAACAUGAGUAAUUAAAGAUGGGGGAAACCUCAUUUCUUGGAAGACAGGAUAAGGAAGGUAACUAGAUCAGCAGGCUGAAAACAGAAAGUUUGUACUAAGGUAAGUAAAUAGGUCUCUAAGCUGAAAGACAGAAUGUCUGAGCUAGCUAAAAUAAGAGGGAGAAUACACAGAGAAUCAUUUACUAAAAACAAGCUAACAAUGGAUAAGAGAAGACUGGAACACAAGAUGAGGUGAAGAGUAAGUUGGGCAUGGACAGAACAUGCUGUAGAAGAGGGAUUGGUUCCUACAAAAUGACCAAGCCAACCCCAAAAAUGUGAUGCACUGUAUUGUGUAAUGUAUAUAAAGGAAGAGGUUUGCUGUGCAACUUUGAAUGUGUGGUACGCUCUAUACCCACCUCCUACGUUUGAGCCUGAUCAACUCCACAUAGAGGCUGUAUGCCAAAUAAAAGCACCUGAGUGUUGAGACUGGAGUCAAACAGAGUUCUUUGGGAACCAAGUGGAAAUAGGUCUUGGGAGAACCCCAACACGCUGUAGGUACUUAAGCUCACUCAGCACCUAAGCUUUCAGUGUACAAGUUCCCAAGCCACCUAAGUUUCUGCUUCACUCUAAGCACUAGGACAUCUCUUUCCCGCCUAACCCCCAGAGUGAUUCACAGACUAGGGAAAAACAGGAAUUCCUGUUGAAGCUGUUCCCCUGUGGCUAAAUAAUGAAAAAGAGAAGUUGGAGCAUGGGUCUGGACCCAGGGUCUCCCACCUUCUGGAUAAACCCUUAGCCACAACAUUGAAGAUGAGACAGGGCUGCUUUAAGAGAGAGGGCGGAAACUGUUAUCUGAAACUUGCUAACUGUUAAGCUUCGGGGAUUUGCAGCAUGUUGCAUCAAUCAAGUUACACACUGCAGGAUCCAGCCUAUAUCAGUUUAUCAAAUAACCAACCAGCUUCCAGACUGCAUCAGUUGUUCCUAACAGAGCAGCUGGUCUUUUUUUCUCAAGUUUCAGCCAGGACCUUUACACUGGAUUUUGAAAUUGGCUAUAGAAGCCGCCUAACAGAUGAGUACAAAGAGCAGAAAAUAACCCCAAGAGUGAACAGAGCUGCUUGUUAUUCACUCUGCAUUCUGCCUAAACUUUGAGGGAUCUUAUUUUUAAAUAAGCAGGCUCUUUUCAGGGCAGGUCCUACUGAGAAGUGGGAAUGGAAAAGGCAGUGGUCCUGUUUCUCCGUGUUAGCAUUCAGCUGCUUGCCCUGCCCAUAUACCUGCUAUCAUUUCUGGGCAUGUGGGACCCAUUCUGUAAGAAGAUAUUCUUUCCCUUCUUCAUAGAGAAGUUAACUGCAAGUUACAACCGGAGGGCAUCAGGGCACAAACAAGCGCUGUUCUGCAACCUGCAGGAGUUUACAGGCCCCUCGGGGGAACUGACUUUGCUGGAGAUUGGGACUGGCACUGGCGCCAACUUCCAAUUCUAUCCACCUGGCUGCAAAAUUACCUGCACUGACACAAACCUCAACUUCCAGCGUGGUCUCUCCAAGAGCAUGGCACAGAACCAGCACCUGCAGUUUCAGCGCUUCCUGGUGGCCCCAGGGGAGGACUUGAAUCAAGUGGCUGACAGUUCUAUGGAUGCAGUGGUUUGCACCUUGGUCCUGUGCUCAGUGCAAAGCAUAGAGGGUGUCUUGAAAGAAGUUUUGAGAGUACUCAGACCCGGUGGGGCAUUUUAUUUCUUAGAACAUGUGGCUGCAGAUCCUUCAAGCUGGAGCUAUUUCUGGCAGCAAGUCUACUAUCCAACUUGGAAACUUGUGUUUGAUGGAUGCUGCCUGACAAGGGAGACCUGGAAAAACCUUGAACAGGCCAAGUUUUCAGAAAUAAAGUUACGGCACAUACAAGUCCCAUUAUACUGGACUCCAGUUCGGUCUCAUAUCGUCGGAUAUGCAAUAAAAUAAUUCUCACUGUGCUUUAACG